UUUGAAAUUGAGUUACAAGUCGCAAGAAGAUCAUGGUCUUCUGCGCCCCUAGCAAGUACUUUGGCGCAGCCGACUUCCCACUCGGGCCGGCCGUCGUCCUCGCCGUCCUCAUGACCAUGGGCGUCUACGACGGCGCGUCGGCGUACCCGGCGAUGCCACUCGGCGCGUUCCCGUGGCCUGCCUUCGAGGCCAAGUACGUCCUGGGGUCCGUGCUUGGCUACGGGUCCUACUCGAUCGUGCGCGAGGCGACAGACAAAGAGUCGGGCGUUCGCGUUGCUGUCAAGCUCAUGGAGAAGGCGGGCAUGACGCCCGACGAGAUGGCCACCGUGCCCCACGAAGUUCACUUCAUGCGCCGCAUCAACCACCCGCUCUCGCUACAGCUUCUCGACUUUUUCGAGGAUGACGUCUACUUCUACUUGGUCUCGGAGCUCCUCCAAGGCGGCACGCUCUUUGACCGAAUCAUUACCAAGGAUCACUUUUCCGAAGACGGUGCGCGGGCGAUCGUGCGCCAACUCGUGCAGGUCAUCGAGUGCUGCCACCAGCGUGGUGUCAUCCACGGCGACCUCAAGCCCGAGAACGUGCUCAUGGUGCACGACCUCAACGAAACCGGCAUCAAGGUUGGCGACUACGGGUGCGCAUCAACGGUGGCCGACGCGAUGGACCCGUCGACGACGCGCUUCUGCGGCACUUUGGCGUACGCAGCCCCCGAGAUCCACGACGCCAAGCCGUACGGGACGCCCGUGGACAUUUGGAGCAUCGGUGUCAUUGCGUUCAUUCUGCUCUGCGGUAACUUCCCGUUCAGCGACCCGGAGCCGCUGUUGCUGUCGUACAAGGUCACCACCGGCGACUAUACGUUCCACGAGAGCGAGUGGCGUCAUGUCUCGGAUGAAGCCAAGGAGUUCAUCGCCGGGCUCCUCUCGGUGGACCCGGCUCGCCGACCGACGGCGACCGCGCUCCUCGCGCACCCGUGGCUCCAGCACGCGACCAAGAAGACGACCGAGCACUCGAUGGCAUCGCCCGAGAUCGUGACGUCGCUGCUCCCAACACCAACGCAGCGCUAUCGCAAGUGCAGCAGCGCGGUGCUCGAAGAGCUCCACAUGCUCAUCGCAGCCAUCUCUGCCCGCGACGCGAGCUGCUAAUCCCCAUUCACCUAUUUAUACUCGUUAAUAAGCCCAGCAUGAAUGCAUGUGGUAUCGUUCUGUGAGCGACGCACCCAUUGCCGUCAAGUGCCUUCUUCUACAGAACGUAGUAGCCGCGUCCACGACGAGCAGCUCGCCGACGACUCAGAACCAGGGCGAAGAAGACGUGCUGGGACGAGCAAAGACACCGAGCUCUGGCAGCUGCAG
Messenger RNA from Saprolegnia diclina VS20, 1346 nucleotides. Its product is annotated as CAMK/CAMK1 protein kinase. The record is from RefSeq and is a predicted model, not a curated record. Gene Ontology annotation, molecular function: protein kinase activity; ATP binding. Gene Ontology annotation, biological process: protein phosphorylation. Lineage: Eukaryota; Oomycota; Saprolegniomycetes; Saprolegniales; Saprolegniaceae. The transcript has a single exon. The coding region runs from base 33 to 1139 and encodes 368 amino acids.